Acanthoscelides obtectus is the source of this 561-nucleotide messenger RNA. NCBI's taxonomy places the organism in Eukaryota, Metazoa, Arthropoda, Insecta, Coleoptera, Chrysomelidae. The record is from the annotation of a GenBank genome assembly.
AUGGAAGCGAUUGAUUUGCUAGAAAAACGCAUUGCAGCCCUAGAACUACAAGUUCUUCCAGAAAAUCCAAACUCGGAGGCCAACAAAACCCAAACCAUAACAGAUCUCCUCCUACAGACCCAAACUAUGAUCACAUCGGCCUUAAGCUGUAGAGAAGCAAUCACUUCGAUCCUCCAACAUAUGACAACUAUCAACGAGUACCUGGACCCCAGUACGGAAGCCAGUGAGCUCGAAGUAGAAGCCAAAAGACAUUAUCUGUUGGAGUUAUACCCAGAGCUCAAAGGCACUGUUCAGAUCAUAGGGAAUUUCGAGAACCUGGUACCUUUCAUCGAUUCCUCGAAUAUCCUGAAGGUAGUCGAGCUGUCAGGGAAGUUGGAACAGUACGCAAGCAAUAACUUGACCUUGUAUGAGGAAAGCAGACAGGUUACGAUGAAAGUUUUGAACUCGUUGCAGCAGUACAAUGAUAUCCAAACUUCUUUGAAAACAUUGUUCGCACAGUUAGACAAGGCUGUCAAUGAUUUGGAGAGAGCUUUGAAGCCAAAGUUUUCAACUGAAGAAUAA